GAAAACAUUGUGAACGCGCCCAAAUUCCCAAACCCACUACCCCAUCCCUAUUUCUCCAUUUUUCUUUUCCUCUCCUACCACCUUAGUUGGGUUUCAAGUCAGCCAUUGCUAGCCUCAUUGCUUCUCCCGUUUUGGUCGCGACAAGAGAUACACUUGAAGAAAAUUCUUCUUUCCAAUUCUAAUUGAUCAUUUUGAACAAUGGAAGAUGUCGAUAUGGAUUCAAUUGUUGAGAAAAAAGUUAGCCAUAAGGAACAAGCAGAGAAAAAAUAUGGUCCUGAAAAAAUGGCAGAAUGGAGGUCAAAUAAAUCUCUUCGGAAUCGUCGGAGAAAAAUGAGAAUAGAACACUCCCAGGAGAUUGCGAGGCUGGAGGCGAUCGAUAUUGGGUUGCAUGGGAGGAUUCGACAUUUAGAAAAUCGUAAUCAAAAUCUACUCAACGAAGGUCAACAGAGAAAGCAAACUGGAAAAGGAAAGUCAGCUGCAAAGAAAAAGGUUGUGGUAGCACCCAGUGGGACCAAAAGGUUGCUGGAUGGCAAUUGUGAGGCAUCGUGUUCGAAACGCUACAGAGAGCAGUCGGAAAGUGAACUGGCAACGAAAUCCUUGGCAGAGUACGAGAAAGCCAAAGCGAAUCUUGAAACUCUGUUUAAAACGUGGGAGACGAAAUUGUCAAAGUGUAUUACAUCAUCAGAGCUACCAGGUCUCUCAAAGGACGCUGUUGCCAUAAAGGAAGCUUUGAGGACUGUUACGAGAAAGUCAGCAGAUAGGCUCACACAUGCUAAAGGGCAAAUGCCGAAGGUAGAAGAAGAUGCUUUGAGGCAGAUAGUCGCUGGUUAUCAACAGAGGUAUGCCAUGGUUAAAGACGACUUGGAAUUUGAAUUCCUUUGUUCAGGAUCGUACGAUUAAAUCAUUCUGUGUCCAAAAAAUUUAAAAUUUUUAUACGUAAAAUAAAAUA
Molecule: messenger RNA, 949 nt
Organism: Daphnia pulex (common water flea)
Lineage: Eukaryota; Metazoa; Arthropoda; Branchiopoda; Diplostraca; Daphniidae
Exons: 4
Coding region: 199-900 (233 amino acids)
Source: RefSeq, a predicted model, not a curated record